AUGGACAAGAAAACAAACGAGGUGCUCAAAUUCCUGAUCGAUUGGAAUUAUCUCCUCAUAGAGCCUCCGGUCGGAGGAUCCAUCGCGGAGAUAUACUUCUGUUUUAUUGCAUCUUGUCAGGUGAAAGGCAAGGAUAAAGUGUCGUGGUUGCAAUUCGUCAAAUGUCUCCAGAAGCUGGACGAGAUAUGCAUCCACAACGCCUUCACCUGCCUGCCUGCAAACGCAUUGUCGCUGACAUAUGAGGAUCCCUUCAAAUGCUUCAGUAAGAUCACUCACAUGGAUCGACUGGCUUUGAAUUUGAUAUACAGGCAACUGAAAGUGUCGUCAAAUUCGCCUGUUGAGCCACCAAAAACACCUCCCCUACAAUUGUCAAGACUCAGGUGGGCAGCACAGAGAGAGGUUCCUAGGGACAACGAAGAGAAACUAGACUUGUUGAUGGAACUCGUGGACCGUCCACUUGCCAAGUCAAAAAGAGCCUUGAGUGACCUGUACGCAGGAUUGAGUCCCCUCGACAUCGAAGACGUGUAUACAACGACGUCGAGAUCCAAAAGAUUGGAUCAGCUGACUCUGCUGCUUUCUGUUCCAGCAGGAUCGCAUAUUUUGGCAAAGGAGAGAGCCAAGCUGAGAACUCCGAUUAAGCCGUUUUUUGACUGCUGCGACGACCCCAGACAUGCGCAGCUCUUGAUCCCUCUAACGUCGUUUGACAGGGCAACCAAUUACUGUAAACUCAAUUUGACAAAGCUCAAUGAUCGACUCAAGCUGGAGACCGGGUCCAGCGACACAUACACCGAGCUAGCAAAAUGCGUGAACCAAAAAAUCCAUUUCAUCCCCAUCAUCCAGUCCCAGACCGACACCAAACUGGGAGACUGCUCAUACCUAGACACUUGUCACAAAAUGUCGUCAUGUCGGUACGUUCAUUACGGGCAACUGAUGCCUCAGGAUGACAGCUCGUCGAAAAAGACUGCUCAGCACAAUAAGAACAUCAGCAAGUCGAUGCAGAUCUCGGACUUCACCAGGGGCGAGGCCAUUUCUCCAGCCACGAGACCGGAAACGCCAGCUCAGUGGAUCAACUGCGACGUCACGAAGCUGGACUUCAGUAUUUUGGGGGAUGAUUUUGCUCUUAUCAUUGCAGACCCAAGCUGGACCAUCCAUAUGAACCUCAAUUACUCCAGCUUGACAGACUCAGAUCUGCUUCAAAUUCGGAUGGACAAACUACAGAAAGAAGGCCUAUUUCUCCUUUGGGUGACAGGAAGAACCAUUGAGACCGGUCGAGACUUUCUGAAAAAAUGGGGAUACCAAGUGGUCAAUCAGAUCACAUGGGUGAAAACAAACCAGCUGGUGAGAACCAUUAGUACAGGAAGAACCGGUCAUUGGCUCAAUCACUCAAAAGAGCACCUUCUCGUGGGUCUCAAGGGAAAUCCAAAGUGGAUCAACAAAUGCAUAGAUCCACAAAUUUUGAUUUCUUCCACUAGGGAGACCUCCAGGAAGCCGGAUGAAAUAUACGGAAUGGUCGAGCGCAUGGUGGGGCCUGGAACGAGGAAGCUAGAGAUUUUUGGACGGCAGCACAAUACUCGGCCUGGAUGGUUGACAAUCGGUAAUCAGCUUAAUGGGACCCAUUUGGUUGAGAAGGAAAUUGCAGAAAAGUACUACAGUGCUUCCGCAACUGAAGCCUGA
This is a messenger RNA of Ogataea haglerorum, 1674 nucleotides long. RefSeq lists its product as uncharacterized. Bases 1 to 1674 code for a protein of 557 amino acids. The record is from RefSeq and is a predicted model, not a curated record. Gene Ontology annotation, cellular component: RNA N6-methyladenosine methyltransferase complex; nucleus. Gene Ontology annotation, molecular function: mRNA m(6)A methyltransferase activity. The transcript has a single exon. NCBI's taxonomy places the organism in Eukaryota, Fungi, Ascomycota, Pichiomycetes, Pichiales, Pichiaceae.